Messenger RNA from Aphanomyces astaci, 2182 nucleotides. RefSeq lists its product as hypothetical. Lineage: Eukaryota; Oomycota; Saprolegniomycetes; Saprolegniales; Verrucalvaceae. The record is from RefSeq and is a predicted model, not a curated record. Bases 6 to 2063 code for a protein of 685 amino acids. The transcript has 2 exons.
UGAAAAUGCAGUCGCUAUUCAACGACAACGUCGAAUUGCAGCGUCAGGUGGCCCAGUUGGAGCUCGUGGCGCGGCAACUGCCGACGAAGGACGCGACCAUUGCCAGUCUUCGCCAUGACGUGCUGCACCUGCGGAACGAAUCGUUGCGACUGCAUGAAGCCAUGGAUACCUUAACGAGUCGGCCGUUAUUUGGCGACCAGUCGACGGUCCAGAAACUGCUUGUGCAACUUGCCGACGUUGAAGGACACGCGAGUGUGCUGGCAGCGCAACUAGACAACGAAACGCACCAUAAACAAGUGAUCGAGCGGCAAAAUGCCGCGCUCAAACGUCGCCUUCGAUCGAUGGAGGCUCAAGUCCACGAGUUGGGCAGUGCCGAAGCCGCCAUCCGGUUAGAACGAGAUGAGCUGCAAUUGCAGUACAACCGUGUGGCGUUGCAGGUGACGUUGCUGCAAGAUCCGAGCAACGAGUUGUUGGUGGCGGCGUUGGCCCACGUGACCAAAUGUGCGACAUCGAAUCCGCAUGUCGUGGGGUUUCUAGACGACGACGUUCUGGAGCCACACGAGUCGCCAUCGUCGGGCAUAACGCUCGAGACACGCAACAGCCAGCAAAUAACACCGUCGCAUAUCUCGUCCAUGUUGCAGUUGCUGCGGGAGGCUGACCACAAGGUGACCGUGUUGAAAGCCCUGAAUGAUGACUUACUGGAUGAACUCAACCAAAUGCAAGCGCACCAUGCGCUGGAAGUGGCGUACUGGCAGGCCCAUUCGGCAAACAAACUUCAGCGAAAUCGAACGACCAUGGAGUCGAAUAUGGCCAUGACGGCUACACGUGGAUCGGUGAAGCAACGACCACGAAGUACACAUCUAGCGAAAUCCAACGUGGCAUCCUCUCAACCUCGACAUGACCAUGCUGUGACAGAGCGAGACGAAACCCCCAACGGGAUGCCUGCUGGAUCGUUCCUCGAUCACGCCGUCGUCCAUGCUUCCUCUCAUCUCGUGGAAGACGUCGAGUUUCAAGUGACAGUGCUAUCCAUGCUGAUUUCAGCCUCCACAACAGCCAGGGACCAACAUUCCCCACCACCCAUGUCGAAUGAUGGUCGUUUGAGAAAUUCGAACGGCGGCAGCCGACGACCGCCAACAAUGUCGCUCGUGUAUUCGUUCUUGGGCUUCCAACACGUGACCGUGGACAUGUUAAUGAUCCCUGGACAAUCACAACGAGGGAAGCAUGUGUAUGUCCCCAUCCAAGGCCCGACGCGGCAUUUCCCCGUGCGCAUGGAUGGUCCCAUGACGUUGUUUUUACAAACGUAUGCGAUCCACAUGCAGAUUGGCGAGAGGGUGGCGCACGUUUCCGUGACGGACGCGCUGCGGCAGCGUCCGUAUGGCGUGGUGUCGGUGGAGGUCGUUCAGAGGCGAAAACAAGUUGAACUACAUGAGGUCACGAACGAAGAAGAGGAAGAUUGCGAGGAGGAUGAGGAAGAGGAAGAGGUGGUGGGUCGACUGGUAGUGCAAGUAUGUCAAUCGCAUGCCCAAGACAAGCCCAGUGUCCCAGUGUUGCUAUCGUCUGGCGCUGUGGGAAUGGCUGCUUCGACCAAGUGGUUGGUGCCGCUGUGCCGCCAAUUCCAACACACGACGCAAGAUACGACGACGGCAGCCUGGGUCGACGUCGCUGCGCUGGCGUUUGUGCUGUUCACCGACGCCCGGUUCUUCCUGUAUCGCGAUCGGAUACUGGAACACUCGGAUGUACAUGCGUGGGCACGGUUGGAAGCCGACGAGUGUGCCGCGUACGUGACGUCGACAACGCAACACGAUGGGAUGCUCAGCGAUGACCAAGUCGAACGCUUGUUGUGGACGUGGACAUGGGAGACCGACUGGCUCGCGAUUGAACCGGCGUGGAGGCGACUCGUGCAGCGUCGCGGGAAGACGAUGAAGGUGUUUGCAGCGGAUAUCAUGGCGAUAGAGCACACCAGACGGACGGGGACCGACGAGCGGCACCCGGCAAGCCCAAUGAUGGCGUCGUGGACAAGUGUGGACACAUACCUACGCACCUUGACACAACACAUCGCAUGAGCUCUCGGCUUUUCAACAAUAGCAGCUGUCGUCAUCCGGAUAUGUAUCCGGUUGAUAUUUCAACAUUUUUAUAAUUUGACUACCAUUUUGAAUGGAAUAAAAAACAUUUCAACUCCCAA